This is a messenger RNA of Anisakis simplex (herring worm), 552 nucleotides long. Lineage: Eukaryota; Metazoa; Nematoda; Chromadorea; Rhabditida; Anisakidae. The record is from the annotation of a GenBank genome assembly.
AUGUCGGGAAAGAUCCUAAGGGAUUACAGUGCGGUGCGUCGUGAUUUUGAAUGGACCAAUUCACCGGAGAUUCAGCGGACAUUUCGUGAGAAUAUGAAGCGCGAUAGCUCGAUUCGAUCACAAUUCAUUGGUACGAGCAGUGGCCUGACCAGACUUUUUCCACUGCAAAAAUGGGCCAUCGAACCUGAGCCGAUCACCAUCGAUUUGUUCGAUCCACGCUUCAGGCCGUGGUACAUCAGCGCGAUUUCAGCGCCGAAAGAUGUUCUCUUUCUUAUCGAUAUGAGUGGAAGCGUCAAAGGGCAGACAGUACAUUUGAUUCGUAUGACCGUUUUGCACAUAUUGGCCACUCUUGGUCCUGAUGACUAUAUCAACGCGAUAUGGUUCAACAGUCGUCGAGAGUCACUACUUCGUGGCUGCGCUGAAGGCUUCAUCCCAGCCACUACUCGCAACAAAAAGCUUACAAAAAGUGCACAAGUCGAUUGUGUAUUGAUCCGUGAUCACUUCUUAUCCGUAAUUGUUGUGGCGAUUGCGUGCCGUAAAUUCAGUUUUUAA